Messenger RNA from Sclerotinia sclerotiorum 1980 UF-70, 1491 nucleotides. RefSeq lists its product as hypothetical. Gene Ontology annotation, biological process: SNARE complex assembly. NCBI's taxonomy places the organism in Eukaryota, Fungi, Ascomycota, Leotiomycetes, Helotiales, Sclerotiniaceae. The transcript has a single exon. The coding region runs from base 1 to 1491 and encodes 496 amino acids. The record is from RefSeq and is a predicted model, not a curated record. Gene Ontology annotation, cellular component: endosome; lytic vacuole. Gene Ontology annotation, molecular function: SNARE binding.
AUGGCAGAUAGCUUCUUCACAUUACAUUGCGCCGGACAGGAUGAUCCGAUAUAUAUCAGCGAGGUCGUAGAAAAGGCGAUGAAUCCUACGUUUCGAUCUUUCGACUUGUCUUCAUUUGGUCCUGCGACGACGCGACUCGAUACUGUUACUGUCAAGAUAUGGGUUAAACGACAAGACUUCGUUCCGCUGAUCGAAGAGGAAGUUAAUCUUCAGUCUUUACAGUUCUUAGGACGGCUGGAGAACCACCCUUUCCCCUCAAAUUCAAUUAUUUUCCAACUCGCAGAUGGCAUAUAUACCAUUGAUCUCACUUCCAAACUACCUCGGCCGAGGCCUAGCAUUGCUCUUCCAACCUCCUCCUACAACGCACUGAUGCGCCUCUCGAACCUCGAUGAAUCCAUCCAAGAUGCUUUAGCUACUCGCGAAGAACUUACUUCUCAAAUAAACAACAUUCUUACUAAUAAUACUUCUCCAUCAAUAUCUCUACCCCUUGCCCAAGAAUCCUUUACCCUUGCCAAACGCUACGUCACAACUUCUCGCAGACUGCUUCAUCAAUCCCAACAUCGCCAAUCUGAACUCAAAGCAUCCAUCUCUUCUCGACGAGCCGCCAUCUCAUCCGGUUACGCCGUCCAGUCAGCCGCUGAGUCAGAUGUCCAGAACGCUCAAGAACACCUCAACAAUUCUCGCGCUCUCCUCACAAAAACCAACUCCCUCAUCCGUGGCCAACGCCGUCGCAUUUGCGAAGAACUCAUCCAAAUAUACCCCAUUGAACCCACAUCUCACCCUCUUCUCUUUACGAUUUGCGGUCUCCCUCUUCCAAACACUACUGAAGAUGAUACAUCUUCUGCCGACGAGGAUGUCAUAGCCGCCGCUCUAGGCUAUGUCGCUCAAUUAGUUAAUCAUCUCCAAUACUACCUAGGAGUGCCCCUCCCAUAUCCCAUCACACCCCAGGCUUCUCGCUCCCUCAUCAGCGACCCCAUAUCUCUGAUGCAAGACCGCCAAAGGGUAUUCCCCCUCUACCCUCAAUCUGUCAUCCGCUUCCGAUUCGAUUGGGGCGUAUUUCUCCUAAACAAAAACAUCGAGGCACUAGCCGAAUCCCAAGGCCUCCGCGUCCUAGAUAUCAGACAAACAGUUCCUAAUCUAAAAUAUCUAUUAUACGUCUGCAGUGCUGGCUCCGAAGAACUACCAGAGAGGAAGAGAGGAGGAGUAAAGGGAUUACUGGUUGGGGGUGCUGGGACUGUAAGGAUGGGGAGUAGAAGGGGAAGCGAAGACAGUGCAGGAAUGACGGGAGUAGGUGAUGCGGUUAGAAAGGCAUUAGAACAUGGAAAUGGAGGGACGGGACCUGGAUCCGGACUGGAAAACGCUACUGGGAAUGGGAACGGAAAUGGAAAUGGGAAUGCCCAGGCAACAGUUGAUGUACAAAUAAAAAAGGAGCCGUUGGUAAUGGCAGGGCAUAGCUUGAGGACGAGUGGAUUGAGGGAAAAUGUUCAUUAG